This is a messenger RNA of Nematocida major, 2742 nucleotides long. RefSeq lists its product as uncharacterized. The record is from RefSeq and is a predicted model, not a curated record. The coding region runs from base 1 to 2742 and encodes 913 amino acids. The transcript has a single exon. Lineage: Eukaryota; Fungi; Microsporidia.
AUGAGAGCAUGGGCUUUUCUGCUUUAUGCAGCGGUUAUUUACAACGUACGCGCAAGGGUUUCGUUUGAAGACCUGCAGAAGAUUCAACACACUGAGAUAGGAGAGAGCGGGCUGUUUGUGCACCCGGAGGGGCCCUUCAACUUUAUGCGGGGGUAUGUAUAUGCCCAGCAAGGAUACAUGUACAACAAAAGAUUUUUUUCGCCGGAAAUAGAGACAGAGUACAGUUUGACUUUUGAAGACAAUUUUGAAGGCAAUUCUGAAACAAUGGUUAACGACUAUGUGUACACGCGCAAUGCACAGAGCGACCGGGCAUAUGCGCAGGAUUGCAACACAGGCGCGGUUGUAGCCGACGAGAGCGCACGCUACUCCGAGGAGUAUCACAACAUGCUCAUACACAUGUUUCCGUCUGCGGAUGGGUUCGAUCUGUCCAUUGAGCCAACCCACAAAAAUUCAUUUUUCAGCUUUCUUCAAGGCAGCUGCAGCAAGAAACAGGCGCACUAUGUGCUUGCGUCGCUUCUGCUGCUGAGCGAAGGGGUGUGUGUGCCCAUCACGGCAAUAGACACAGCCAUUGUGUUCUGGAAGAGCAGCCACGCCAAGUUUCAGUACACUUUGUCUGUGCGCACACAUAGGCCUAUAGCCCUUAGCGAGUGUGCAGUGUUUUCGAUAGACAGCAGGGACCCAGAGUAUGUGCAUGCUCAAAAAGAAGCCUGUAAAGUCAUACGCUUCUUCCAAGCCUAUGCAGGCAACAAACCUAUGCCUACCACGCAAAAAGACUUUGAAACUGGCGAGUUUUUAAACAGCGUGCAGUUUUUGAUCCAGUCGUACGUGUUUGAGUACAUAGACAGCAAGGAGAGCGCGUUAUGCCUUCUGCAGUGCGGAUACAGCAUUUUAAAGAGCUUGGAAACAGCAACCGAGCUGACCGAGAGAGAAAGGGGCGUGCUCCGUAGGUGCUUUAUUACAUCUAAAGAGAGAGCCAGCUCCAUGAAGAUGCUACAGCCUUUAGUGCGGGCGCAGAAAGCGCUGGGCGACUUGAGGUGGUUCCCGUUUUCCUCGCCGGACAUGAAUCCUGCGUGCGCUUAUGUGCCGACAUACAAUAAAGCAGAAGGCGAGUUCAGCACGACGUGCAUUAAAAAUUAUGUAGAGUUCGGGGCAUACAUGCUGCUUUGCUGCCUCGCAUACAAUCCAGAAACACAAGAGUACGACAUAGAGCGUGUUAUUGGACAGGCUGCAGACCAGGAGGCGGCCCAAGAGUUGAGGCGGUUCUUUUCCUCAGACAAGGUCAGCCCAAACGUGCACACCACGCCAGAAGUGCUUAAACAGUGGGGUGUGGUUGUGUCGGGCCUUCCAUGCAAAGACAUUUUGUACUCCAACUCCGAAAGAAGCCACCUGUGCUCAGGAAUAGUAAACAUUCUGCAUGUGGUUGCACAGAUAUCUGGAAGACUGCCGGCGGAGAAACAGAAUCUAAAUCGGCUUUUGGAGCUGUUGGGAAACAAUGGGUCAAAGAAGAAGGCAAUGGAAUAUAUGUGCACGUAUAUACAGCAUCUUUUGGGCUCUAUUUCGGUGAACAAGCAGCUUGAGGUGGCAUUAGAAGGUAUUAGAAUCAGCACUAAAAAAGGCAGAGCCCCCGAAUGCUAUGGAGAGAUCACUUUGAAAUACCGGCACGGCGGCAGCGCAGUGUCUCAGGGCUUGCGCUUAAAGUUCGUUGGCCAUAUAGUUCUGGUUUCUCUGCUGGCAGAUAAGAAUACUGUCCCAAGAGAAGCUCGCCUCCAGCUGUCCGGCUUGUUGAGCACGUACAAGGGCCCAAAGUCCUUUGCCUGGCAUCUUUUUGCAGAGUACAUCGAUAGAGCGGCGCUUGGGCGCCACAAGCAGGAAAAAAAUCUCAUGAGAAUCAUAGAAUCUGCACACAUUGUGGUUAGAAGCGAUGGGAAAGAAGUCAACUGUGUUUUUUUGAGGGGGGCUCUUCGCGACACAUUGCCCAAAGAUGAGCUUGUAAAUGCUCUUGUGCUAUACACACAGAAUUAUCGCGUUUUCAUGGGGACGUCCCACCCAAUUGCGCGCUUGGUUUCAAACAUUCUGGGGAGCAUUCAGCUCAGCGACUAUACCAUUCGGACGAACUUUCUAAACACAAUCGUGUGCGCUGGCUUGCUGACGUGCGUGCAGAACCGGAUCAGUCUGCAGCAGCCUGAGAUCUCAGAAAUGUUUAAAUACACAGACCUAUUCAUAGACAUAAAGCGGGCUGGGCUCAGUAUGGGGUAUACCGUUUCCGAAAUCAUCAUGAAAUAUCUCCGGGAGUACAAAAAAGAAGCUGGCGAGCCUCUUUUUUUAUGCAGCCUCCUUAACAGCCAGCCAGAAGUCCGGAGCUUGUUUUUGUGUAUGUUUGCAGAAGACUCUCUUCAGCACGCUGAAGAGCUUUCCAACCUUUUGCUGGACGUGGAGAGCGAGAAGGAGCGGGAGGAGGCCUGCAUUCUGAAGAAUUCUCUAUGCCUGUUUUUCUUCUCUGCGCUGACACAGAAAGCUGUGUGGCCGCUAGAAAAAAUCAAGCAGGUCUACGCCUCUAUAGAGACGGAGCCUGCGGGCGCACUGGACCCGACACGAGUGAUGUGUUUUUACGAGCCAGAGGAGAUGCAGAGUGCCAUACAUUUUAUAGAAGCAAACAAAAAAAUCCUUUUGCAACGCGGAGGAGAGGAAAAGCUUAGGCGUGUGCUUGAACUAUUCAUGAAUGCGUAUCCAAAUGCAGAAUGA